This is a messenger RNA of Cydia fagiglandana, 1262 nucleotides long. RefSeq lists its product as uncharacterized. The coding region runs from base 1 to 477 and encodes 158 amino acids. The transcript is spliced from 2 exons. The record is from RefSeq and is a predicted model, not a curated record. NCBI's taxonomy places the organism in Eukaryota, Metazoa, Arthropoda, Insecta, Lepidoptera, Tortricidae.
AUGUUUAUUUCUGUUUCCGCCGAUUCGAAUGGCAGCAUUAUCACAAGGAAAGGUUAUCGGUUAUUCAUUAGUCAUUCGUCGUCGGCCGACCGAGCGAGCAGCGCAUCACCCGAGUCUGUUUUUGUGCAACUACUAGUAUGUGAAGUGCGCGAAAUGCGUCUAGCGUUUGUGACUUUACUAGGUCUGUUUGGUGUGUGCGUGACAUACGACAUGAUUAUCGGGGAUACUGUGCACCGCAAGUUGGUCUUCCACCAAAGGGUGAAGGAGUUUGCGAUACCGUUCAAGAAGAGGAUUCGGACUUUAUCCUAUACGGAUCCCGAGAAAAGGAUAAUCAAAGGUAUCGCAGCUAUAGACAACGAUUUCUCACUUGCCAGCGCCAAUAUUACAGAAGGCGGAGUAGGGAACAAUUUCGUCAAAGUGAGAAUGAAGAGUCAGAGGCACCAUCCACUCAACUUCGAAGUUGAAAUAUAUGUGUAGGAAGUAACUUUUGUAUGUAAAGGCUAAUUUUCAUCCGAUGAAUUUGACAAACAAAAUGAUCUGCUGUUGGUAAAGGAAUAUUCUGUUUAGUUAUUAAGUAUGUUAUCGGCUGAGCUGGAACAUUAAAUAAAAUAAAGAUAAAAUGCUUCAGUAAAAAAAUAUGUGUACCUAUUCUAGUCUUUACAUUAUAAUCUAGGUGUCGAAAACCUUUGAUUUCCAAAAAGGGCACAAUAGCUAAGUAAGCUGCCAAGUUAUUGCAGUGACAAUGAAUUGUUAUAAAACCUUGACGUACUAACGCUCGGUCGUAUGAGUUGAGGCCAUCGAAUAUAAAUUAAGUAUUGCAUGAUAUGAAUUGUUCUUGUAAAUAAUUCACAAUAUUUUUAAUGUAAUUCGAUUGUCCGUGAUUGACUAAUCCAUUGUCAUAAUUUUAAAUAAAAGUGUUCAAUUAAGUCUUAAGCUAAAUAUUAUGUGAUAAGUGUUAUAUGUAAAACUUUCUUUAAACACCAAGUCUUCCUAUUAUACUUACAAUCAUUUUGAUGUAUUGAAUUUGCUUGUAAUUAAUUAAUCAAUACGUAUUUCAUAGCAGAUAACUCCUUGUCCUGACCGAAGGUCAGUAUUAUGUAUAAUAAUAUUAUUAAUACAUUACAGAUUUUUUUUAAUAAGGAUCUAUUAUUACAUAUUUAUGACAUGAAUCUCUUAUUGUUAAGGUUAUGUUAGGUCUUUUAAUCUUACAAUAAGGCAUUGUACUCGGAAGUGAAUAAAUAAACAUUUAUGAUAUAUGUUUU